This is a messenger RNA of Hibiscus syriacus, 1096 nucleotides long. RefSeq lists its product as uncharacterized. The record is from RefSeq and is a predicted model, not a curated record. The transcript has 5 exons. NCBI's taxonomy places the organism in Eukaryota, Viridiplantae, Streptophyta, Magnoliopsida, Malvales, Malvaceae. Gene Ontology annotation, cellular component: chloroplast. Gene Ontology annotation, molecular function: acyltransferase activity, transferring groups other than amino-acyl groups. Bases 62 to 886 code for a protein of 274 amino acids.
UUUGUCACUCCAAUUUUAGCUAUCCAUUAAUCCCAUUCCCACUACAUUUCUUAUUUCAAAGAUGACACUCCUCCUCUCAUUACCUCCGCCUUCUUCGCAUUGUUUUUCCUCUUCAUUCUCUUCCGGCCACCGGUCCUCUGCCGUCGUUACCACCGGCCUCCCUAUCCGUUUCCCUGCGGUCGCGGCUGCCACCACCACUCACCAUCAUCAACAGUCCCUUCCUAUUGACAGGUCUUCGCUCGCUGUUGCUGAAGCGGUGGAGGAGGACCAGCUUUGGGCUGCUGCUUGCCUCCGCAUUCGCUCAUUCAAUGACUUUCAGUCUUCCUCCUUUGGCAUCCAAGAUCAUAAAAGGUACUUGGCUGAACGUGAAUUUUUGGCGCUAAAGGAAAGAAUUGCUGGGAAGAGGGAAGGCUUUAAGAGAGUAUCUUGCAUAAACGCUACACUUCCUUUGUCACAAUUAUCAAACUCUGCUAAUGAUUUAUGUGCUUCAUGUAAGUUUACUUCCAACGGAGAGGAUAGAGUUGUUGUUGGAACCCUUGAUCUUAACCAAUGUCUUUGGCUUCCAGAAGAAAUACCUGGAAGGAAACCAGAGGGGAUUGAAGCUGAAUAUGGAAGAGCAUACCUAAGCAACGUAUGUGUAGCUAGGGAACUGCACAGAAAUGGCUUAGGUUAUGACAUUGUCUCGAAAUCAAAGACAGUAGCUGGAGAAUGGGGCAUAACUGAUCUAUACGUACACGUUGCCGUCGACAACGAGCCUGCAAAGAAUCUGUACUUGAAAAGUGGUUUUAUUCAUGAAAAUGAUGAGCCGGCUUGGCAAGCUAGAUUUCUGGAUAGGCCCCGAAGGAUUCUCUUAUGGAUUGGUGUUCCUUGCACUAAUGAGUUGUAAUGAUAUAGACAACCAUUGUGCUUGCUGUUGUUUGAUAGUGCAAAUUGGGAUUCCAUACAUGUUUAUAUCAUCUGGAAAAGUAUCCCAUUUCAAAAUGUAAUAUAAUGUAAAUGCAGCUAACUGAACUUAGUUAAUUAUCUGGAGCCGAUCUGCAAUAUUAUCAAAAAUUGGAAAUGCCCAUUUCACGGCUCCCGACAUGAACAAAUAUAA